AUGCCUGAGCCUUCAUAUCCAGAUUGCUCCGGCCUAAGAGUACUUCCAAGCUCCAGUUCUCUGUCACUCAUCAUCCUCUGGUCGUUCUUAGGACUCCUCUCGACUGUGAGAACCAACUUGAUAUGGAAAUCAAAGGUCGGGGUCACAGUCAACAUAUUCAUUGGUGGUAUACAUGACGCCUGCUGGCCCACAGCAGCGGCGUGUAUAUUUCGGUUGGACUCUUCGAAUAUGCAUGAUGACAAUUCCUAUCAUGGUCCCAAGCAAAGAGGCAGAGAUUUGGCCGCCAACGCGCAGGGUGUCGUCGCCAUCUUCGAAGCGGCUGCAAUGCAUUCGGGCCGCACUAUCAUCAGAAUGGAUGGCACAACGGACGACCCAUUUGACUAUACUGGAAGUGCUUUGGUGGGCUAG
Exophiala xenobiotica is the source of this 408-nucleotide messenger RNA. RefSeq lists its product as uncharacterized. The transcript has a single exon. The record is from RefSeq and is a predicted model, not a curated record. Bases 1 to 408 code for a protein of 135 amino acids. Lineage: Eukaryota; Fungi; Ascomycota; Eurotiomycetes; Chaetothyriales; Herpotrichiellaceae.